Hippocampus zosterae (dwarf seahorse) is the source of this 4245-nucleotide messenger RNA. It is a transcript of the gene noxa1, whose product is annotated as NADPH oxidase activator 1. The transcript is spliced from 16 exons. Gene Ontology annotation, biological process: superoxide anion generation. The record is from RefSeq and is a predicted model, not a curated record. Gene Ontology annotation, molecular function: protein binding; superoxide-generating NADPH oxidase activator activity. The coding region runs from base 167 to 1768 and encodes 533 amino acids. NCBI's taxonomy places the organism in Eukaryota, Metazoa, Chordata, Actinopteri, Syngnathiformes, Syngnathidae.
GGUGCUCUUACAGGAAAGUGGUUAAAUGACUUCCUUGUUGCAAGAGGGUGGAGACUGAGCUGGAAACCUGUUUCGGUAAUUCUCACUUCCCUGUUUAUGCGGAAAGAAAGCACAAGGCAGCAAGCAAUUUUGAUUCGGAAGUCAGCUCUUCACGCAAGAAGUCAGAAUGCUUUAUACGGAGUUACUACAAUUGUGGAAUGAGUCGGUGCAUGCCAUGGAUAAGAAGGACUGGCAAGGAGCUCUGCAAAAGCUGGAACAGAUCACCGAACCGACAUCUCGCACUCUGUUCAAUGCUGCAUCAGCACAUCUGUGUCUGGGACAGCUGGAGUCUGCCCUUGAGGCUUUAGAUCUCACAAUUGUCAAGGAUCAACGUCUCGCAGUUGCAUUCUUCCAGAGAGCAGCCGUAAUGAUGCAGCUUGACAGGUUGAACGAGGCUCUGUCUGACUGUGUCUGGGCACAGAAACACUUGAGAGGAAAUAUGGUCAUUGACUAUCGGCAACUUGGGCUGCGUUAUAAGCUCUACAGCUGGCAGGUGUUACAUAAUGCAGCAGCUGUGUACUGCCGAAUGGACCAGUGGGAACAAGCCAGAGAUAUUCUCAUGUCACAAAGUCAAGGAGGGAAUUUAGAGAUGGCUUUGGGUAGCGUCCUGAGAAAGGAAAUCCUCGCGCCUCUAAUGGUACCCGAGGAUGUGGUGUUUCGUCCCAGGAAAAAAGAUGUGGAACAGCUCAAGCAGAGAGACUUCUUAGGAAAAGCAAAGGUGAUUUCUUCCAUGAUUCCCAAUGAUGAUUUUGGUGGAUUUGAACCUCUCAGGUUACAGAAACCUGGUUAUUAUCAGCCCAAGGUGGAUGGUGCUCAGGAGUCUCGCUACAUGUGCAUGUCAGUCCCUUACAUGGCUCGAGGUCCAGGCCAUUUGACAGUGCCCGGUGGUUCCAAGGUAUUUUUAUUUGAAGAUCAGGACAAGGAUGGGAUGGCAACUGUCAUAUAUGAUGGACAGAGAGGACUUGUGCCAAUGUCUCUGCUGAAGCCAGUAAAUGUCAAGAUGACCAAAGGGAAAACUGAAAGUACAUUUGCUACUGGGAUUCCUCUCCCUCCAGGUCUCAACCCGCCCUCUCGUCCACAGAACAGGUCUCGUUCAGAAACUCCAUCUUGGGGAGGACAACUUUCUUCAGACACACCACCGCCGUCCUACUCAACCGCCGCCUAUACUAAACUGCCACUCCCAGAGCCUCCCAAUUACGCAGCCAGUUCAGCCAGCGGUCAGGAUGUCACCUCGGUCCAAGAAGCAGAAACAGACUCUGUGGUCGUAAAAGUUCAUUACAUGUACACCGUGACACUGUUAGUCCCUUCAAAUACAUCGUACCAUAAACUGAAGGAAGAAAUUGCACAGCAACUGGAUCAACCAGCAUCAUCUCUGCGCCUCAGACAGAGGAAGCACGGUUCAAGGGUACUGGUACCUCUUGAAUGGGAAUUUGAGGCAGGGAGGACCAUACAAGAUGUCUCAGAGGCCGGCAGAACGACAGUGUGGUGCCAGGCAGAAGAUUCUCUGAACAACCACACCAUCCUUUACCAGAUGGUGGCGCUAUAUGAUUAUUCUGCUCAAGGCCCAGAGGAUUUGGAGUUCAGCGAAGGGGAUACUAUUGACAUCCUGGGUGAAGUGAACGAGGAGUGGCUGGAGGGACACUGCGCAGGGAAUAUCGGCAUCUUCCCCAGCAGCUUUGCCAUGAGGGAAAAUGAAAACGUGAUGCCGUUGUCUGAGUUUUCAAACUGAACCAUAAUGAACAAUACUUUCUCUGAGGUCAGAUCUGUUUCAAUACAACCUUCACGUCAACCAUGAAAAUUGUUAAACAACACCUUUUAUCUUUUGUUUUACUUGAUGGCGUUGACAACAUGGCGCUGUGUACGGGGGUCCUUAAGUGAGUUCUGCUCCUUCUGUUUUUGUAUGUUAAUCACACACAAAACUGCACUCUUACACUCAUGAAGGGCUCUGAAAGAUUACUACUCCUGCGGACCUUGCCAAUUUUUUCUUAGCAGAGUGAGACGCCGUAGAAGAGGGAAGCAAGCUGGCCAAUGGGUGAUAUGACGCCGGUACAUUUAUUCCGUUACUCCCGAACCAUGUUAACAAGUCAAAUACUCAAAUCUCACAUGUGAAUGAGCUCCCCCAUUGUUACUCUUAACCGAAAGGGCAUUCAUUACUCAUAAAAAUAAAAAAUUAAAAAAUCACAUUUUAAAGGCCUUUGAACAGUAUUGUGUAGACCACAGGUUUCAAACUCAAGGCCUGGGGGCCAGACCUGGCCCACCACAUCAUUUUAUGUGGCGCGUGAAAGAAAAUCAAACAUGUCAACUUCCAUAAUGCUUGCUAAAGUCUCAACCAAAAAUUUAAAAAUUCUCAUAUGUAAUAAAUAAGAGACAUAUUGUAAGCAUUUUCUUGGAACCAAACCCCUCAUUACAUCAACUUAAACAAUAGUUGACAAAACCAUUAUGAUUGAGUCCUUUUAUUUGAUUUCAGUCAUAACAGCCCUCCAAGGGAAACGGUAGCUAAAAUGUGGCCCACGAUAAAAAUGAGUUUGACACCCCCGGUGUAGACUUUUCAUUAUCUGAGCCAGUGGCAUGUCGACUCAAUUGGCUGACAAUCAGCAGCUACACCUAAAAUGUUUUUACCGAGAGCCACAGACAGAAAAGUAAGAGGAAGAGGAGGGUCUCACUUCAACUUAUGAAGCCAAUUUAUGAAACAUACUAAAACCAAUUCAAUAUUCUGUAGGUCAGAAAAUGUGGCGGCCGAGGUGAGAUUUUACAUAUGUGGCGCUCCCCUCCAUUGGCCAUUUACAUACGCUUCAAAAAGAAGACACAUUUUUAAUAUCGCCCUUAAUUUUUUUAAAUAUCCCCAAAAAAUUAAAAUAUAUAAUGGCACAUUUUCUUCAUUUUCCGAUGGUUUCGUUCCCAAUAAAUAAGUCAUGUGAGUAGUUUUGAAAAUAAAUGGAUGGAUGGAUGGAUGGGUGGAUGGAUGGAUGGAUGGACAAAUUUAAAAGAGUAACAACUUGAUCUCUCUUUCUGUCAUUUCCAUCCUCUUAUUUUCUUCCCUGUGCUCUGGAUAGGUUUGAUCAUUUUGACUUUUUCUCUGGGGUUCCAUCAAUAAAUUGGUCCCUUUCUCCACAGAGAGUGAGCAGAAAACCAAUUAGCCAAAGGCAUGGAGUAUUAAGUAUUUUGUUGAUAUUAAUAUUAAUUUGGCAUUGGUUUUAAUUGUCAUCUUUGGAGGCUGUUCCAUGUCAGUAAGUUUUCAAGUUAUUGUAGAAACCUGUGAAACCUCCUCACUUGAAAUAGAUUUUUUUUUCAUCCACAGACAAUUUGUUUUCAACAUUUUCUUCAAUGGUCAAGCAAGGGUUUUCUCUUGUCUACAGUUCAUUUGAACAUUUGGUAGUUUCACAGCUCAUCAAGAAGUUUAAUUUCGAACAUUCGUCACUGGCAAUGCGAUACAUGAAGUGCAUUUGAUUUUAAAUUAGAUUUCUGACUUCUCCAAAAUAUCCCAAUAUCCAUAAAAAUAAAAUAUGUUACUAUAAAGUGGAAGUCGAAAGAGAAACAUAACACACACAUUUGUGAUUUCUGUAACAGCCUUAGAUUUACUCACGUCACGUUUCUGCACAACAAAUCGGGUUGUGACUGUUGUUUUAACUUAUUAGUUUAACAUUAAAUAAUGUACUUACAUGCUCUAUUUGUCCUUUAGUAUGGCAAUUAAUGUAUUUGCAACAUUUAAGUGAUUAAACAAAUCGUGUUGGAUGUGAUUUUGUCAAAAGUGGAUUCUACGCAAAGACAGUUACGAUUGGCUCCAGCACACCCGUGAGGAAAAGCAGCUCGGAUGAUGGACGGAUGGACGGAUGCAUGGACAUUUUGGGCGAGGCCUUGUACGUGUGUUUGUUGUCAUGGAUGUUUAUGCUACAGUAGGUGCUGUAUAUAAAAAUGAUUGACAUUGUUUCUGAAGAGUUGUCAUAGUUUUGUUAGACAAUAACAGGAAAGUUGAAGGAACGUUCCCAUGUGCUGUUGUAAGUGGAAUUAAAAUGACAAAUGUAGAAAGGUAAUCAUUAGAGUAACUCACGCAUGCACAGAACUAUCAGGGGCCUAAAUGUGAGCAUCAUAUAAUGAUGUUGAUUCCUAAGAACAAUUUAAGAUUAAGAUUUGUUUUGUUUUUCUUCCUAUCACUUUGUUGAACAGUAUGGAAUCAACUGAAACAUAAUUAAAAGCAUUGAAAACAAA